Syngnathus acus (greater pipefish) is the source of this 2098-nucleotide messenger RNA. It is a transcript of the gene lhfpl4b, whose product is annotated as LHFPL tetraspan subfamily member 4b. Gene Ontology annotation, biological process: sensory perception of sound. Bases 131 to 817 code for a protein of 228 amino acids. Lineage: Eukaryota; Metazoa; Chordata; Actinopteri; Syngnathiformes; Syngnathidae. The transcript has 6 exons. The record is from RefSeq and is a predicted model, not a curated record. Gene Ontology annotation, cellular component: plasma membrane.
UCCCUGGCUGGCGGACACGCGCGCUGUUGGACACGGCUGGAACGCGCCUCCGUCCUCGUCUCUCUUGGCCCGCCUGCGUGCGAAGCUGCUGCAGGAAAGCUGAGGAGUCCCGUGACACGUUAGCGCGGUCAUGGCGUCGGCAGCGACGCCCGACUUGGGCGACCUGUCCCGCCUGUACCAGACGGAGUUUGUGCGCAGCGCCCGCGCGGUGGGUGCGCUUUGGGCCGUGUGCACGCUAUGCUUCGCCAUCAUCCAGGUGGUUAUCCUGGUGCAGCCAUCCUGGAUCGGAACCGGCGACGUGCGGCACCUGGGGACGGGGCCAUCCCCGCCCGCUGGAACCCUCGGAUUGUUUGAGGUGUGUCUGGAGUCGGACCGGCCCGUUCCAGAUUGCCGCGGCCGUCUGUCCAGUCUGUCCCCUCUGCCGUCCUUCCAGUCAGUGGCGGUUCUGGUGGGCAUAUCCCUGUGGGCAGUUUGGACCAGCGUGGUUUGUCUGUGCCUCUUCCGUUUCUGCAGCGCCGCCACCGUCUACAAAAUCUGCGCCUGGCUGCAGCUCACAGCAGGGUUCUGCUUGGCAUUAGCGUGUCUGCUAUUCCCCGACUCAUGGGAGAGUCCGGAGAUGAGAGUCCUGUGCGGUGACUCUGUGGGCAGCUUCUCGUCGGGGAACUGCUCGAUCCACUGGGCUUUUAUCCUAGCCAUCCUUGGCGUUUUGGACGCCGCCAUCUUGUCCACGCUAGCAUUUGUGCUGGCUAACAGACAAGAUGCCCUGCUGCCACCGCUUGGCAAGGAAGUGACUACAGGACUGCUGAUGUCAGCGUAGACAUCGUGUGACUUGUCGUCCUUCUCAGACAAUGACAUCAUCAUCACAAUGGCAUCAUCAUGAUGUGCUGAAGACACAACGAAAGAUGGAACUGUUAUUCAUGACCUCAUUGUGUUCAAGCAUGUCAAGUGUUUAGCAGUUAGCGUAGUUAGUUCGCUACCAGUGGUGUGGAGUGUGUUAAGGAGUGACCACACAAGAUAACCGUUAGCAUAGCUUGUUUCACGUCUGAUCUUUCUUCAGUGUAUUUUCCGUAAAAACAAACUCUUUUUUUUUUCCUCUUUGUAUGAGCGCUCUCACCUUAAACAAAAACCACUGUGUACCUUGCCUUAGUGUAGCAACAGUGUGCAUCACGUUUCCAUAAAAAUUGUGUUUUGAUUAGGGUUGGGCACGUCAGUAAAUUUUGCCUGUCCAUCAUUUUAAAAAACAGACAGACAGUGUAGUGAUUGCUGGAAUACAAACAAUAUGGAACAAUGUCAUUGCCGGUGAAAGACAAAUACAAUACAACCAGCUUCCUUUACCAGCCGCGAUGACCUAAAAAAAGGAGCAGGCUUGGAGAAUGGGAAAGAAAAUUGAGUGAAGUUGACUGAAAUUGAAACAUGGUUAACGAUUUGAACUUUAUUAUUACUUUUGAUUACAUUGUGCCAUGUAGGCAUGCACACUUGUGGUCACAUGACAAGCUGGAGUGCACAAACACAACUGGAAGGAAAUAAUCACAGAGCUUUGAAUGAUGUUCUUGGUGGUGCCACUUUGAACUUGACCUCCAUCCAUACAACGACACAAAUGACAAUACGAUGAGGCAGCCGUGGCCAGGUGGUUAGGCUGGAGCUAUUAUCCUGUCGUGUGGGGCAUGUCAAGAUGACUUUUUUCAGACCUGAUCUUUUCAAUGACUAAGGAGGGGUAGACAAAUAUAAUUGGCCUAAUAUGAGCUUUUUUUUUCAGUAAAAGCCUGAUUGGCGGAUAUCUUUGAAGAUGAUCCAGAUUAUUCUGUGGUGUGGUUUAGAUAUUUCUUUGUAAUUGAGUUUUUUUUUUUUACUUUUGAUCAAAUUCAGCAAAGGCCAACUUGUUAAAGAGGACUCUUGAUUGUUUUAUUGUGUGGGGUGUGUUAAAAGUAACCCCCCCCCGCUGGUCCUGUUAAUGAUUGAAGUGGGAUACACACCUACCGAUAAUCAGGCUUCAUUUAAGAACUUUCCCACCGAUAUAGUAACAUUUUGCAAUGACCCUAUGAUGAGGACAUUUCUUGAAUAGGCAUAUGUUCAUGACAAUAAAGAUGAAUCUGCUCAA